ACAAUCGGCGGCAUUUCAACCAUUUUGCGAACCCCGCUACAGGAAGUGAGUGUUAUAGGUGCUACGCAGGCGCAAAUUGACCUUUCGGUUGAAGAACCCGUCGGUCACAUAUCACUCCGGACCGUAGUUGACUUAACAUCAAAAUGGGCGACAUCGAGGACACUCACUUCGAGACCGGAGACUCCGGGGCGUCUGCGACGUUCCCGAUGCAGUGCUCGGCUCUGCGCAAGAACGGUUUCGUCAUGCUGAAGGGGCGCCCCUGCAAAAUCGUGGAGAUGUCGACCAGUAAGACCGGGAAACACGGUCACGCCAAGGUCCACUUGGUGGGCAUUGACAUUUUCAACGGGAAGAAGUACGAAGAUAUCUGCCCAUCCACCCACAACAUGGACGUGCCCCACGUGAAGCGCGAGGACUACCAGUUGACCGACAUAUCCGACGACGGCUACCUGACCCUGAUGGCUGACAACGGCGACCUGCGCGAGGACCUCAAGAUCCCCGACGGCGACCUCGGCACCCAACUCCGCUCAGACUUCGACAGCGGCAAAGAGUUGUUGUGCACCGUGCUGAAGUCCUGCGGCGAGGAAUGUGUUAUUGCAGUCAAAGCAAAUACAGCUCUCGACAAAUAAACCAACUCAGCAUUUAUAGGGAUAUAACAAGCGUAUAAUUUUUUUACAAUCAACAACUCUUACAUAAAUGUAAAACAUAAUAUUAUGUAUAAUUUAACGUAAAAUAUUGAGGACGGCGCGGCGCUUGCGAAUACUCUCAACUAUUCGCCCAUUGUGAUGAUAUUACUGUUACCUCCGCCGUCGUGCAGCCCUAAUGCGGUCCUUUGUAUUAAGGAUUCGAUUCUAGAGACUUGGGACGGUUUAUUGUAUGUAUAGAGGAGUCUCUAGUCCAGGUGCUGAAAACGCCGUCGGAUAUUAUAAUAAUUCGAGCCGAUCGCGUUUUCAGUACUGGAACACGUUGGCCGACCGGCAUCGUUGUAUCGAGCGUGUGGAUGUAAACAAAUGAAAUGUGUAUCAAUGAAAUAGUGCGCGAGCGGCGCCGCACAUUUAUUUAUUUACGCGUAAUAGUGUACCGAGAGAGAUAGCCAGUGUACAGGAGCACACGGAACGGGAAGAUGUAGAUAUGACUCUGGACAAGACAAUAAUAUUGGUAAAGCCUAGCUGUGCGUGUGCGCAUGCCGUCUCGCUCUCGCGCUGCUCGCGUGCGCAUGCCGUCUCGCUCCCGCGCCGCGGGCGUGCGCGCGCUGUCCCGCUCCCACGCCGACGCGCGUAUGCCGUCUCGCUCGCGCCGCUCGCCGCACAAUCGCGCGCCGCGCCCCGCUAACUUCACGUUUGUAUUUUUUUGUUACGUUUGUCUUUUCGCUUCACUCGCCGAUAGAUCGUUGAUCGACGUCGGUUAUUAAAAUUCCCCGUGGAAGAUAAUUUAAUGUUUUAUACCCGUGCGAAAAGAUUAACGCAAACUUGGAGUUAUUACCAUAUUUUAAUGCUAAAUUAAUUAAUACAUAUAAAAAAUCAAGAAAAUAAACAAAAAAAUAGAAAUAAACGAAAUUCUUGAAUGUGGUGUGUGAUUGAUUAGUCCUGUUUUGGGGCGUCCCGCGCUCCCGCCUCCCGAGGCGUUAUAUCCCUUCGUGUGUAACACUUGCCAUCUGUUCAAAUAAUUUCUAAGUUCCGCUAACCUAACUUGUGCUAAAUCGUUAAAGACUGAUGGACUGUCGCUUGUGAAACGAAUCUUCAGUGGAGACUGAAAUGCAUUUUGUAUGAAAUAGUUGAUUUUUGUAUGACUAACGUUUGGCUAGACACGGCCUUUCCUUGCUCUCUUGAUUUGAAUAUUUGAACAUAUGAAAAUGUUACACAUAAUCGAGUGGCUUAUGUUUGCCUGAAUCCGUGUUAGUGGCGCGUGCGUCGCACGGCAAGUGUUGCUUCAAGGGCACUAGGGUAACAUUCUGCUUGUAUGUCGGUGGACUUCGUCGUUAACAUCAAAUUGUCAAAGACAAAUUGAUAUACGAUAAUUAUGUAAGAAUGUAAGGUAAGGCCCUAUAGGAGAGAUAUUUUUUUAUGCAUUCAAAAUUCGUACAUCGCAGUUGUAGACUAACUAGGCUGUUUAGACAACAGCUCUCUGUACAUUUUUUUCCUCGAAAUUGCAUAAUCGUUAUUGUUGGUCAAGUUUUAUACUUAGCAGCUUGUAAUCGGGUUUUUAUUUUAUAAAUAAAAUAAACCUAAAGUAUGUGUAAAGACAUCGCGAGGUGUAAAAAUAAAAUACUUUAGUAAAUAUAUAUAAAGUUUUCAUUUGGUCAGAUAGUAGUUCCCUAAGAUCUUGGUGUAAUACUGAAUGUCUUGUAUAAUAUCCGACGCAUAGGUUGCGUAUGUAUUUAAUGUGAACUUAUUUAUUCUUACCAAGUAGUUAUUCGUCGGUGCACCCAUACUUUGUCAUUAGGAAUUGAUACACUGCACGACAGUCGCCGCUUAUGUCCUAAACCUGUAAGACGAGCUAUAGCGUUGGAACUCCGCGUCAUAUCUAUUGGCACUGCAUUUACUUAUACCGACCCAACACAACUGUAGACUUAUGGCCAAAUUUAUAGCUCGUACCCUAAUGUUCACCAUUUCUAUAAUAUUGACAAUGUAUAUCUUAGGAGCAGUUAGACCUUAUGAUCGAGAGAUGGGACUUAUUUAUUUACAUUAUUCUGUAGAUGUGCGGAUUUUAUUAGGAAUCUUAAAUUAUUUUUUAUAUUGGGGCGAAGGUCAGGUUUAAUAACGGAAUGUUGAAGCUCUGUAUAUACGUAAGAACAUACCAGUUGACAAAAUAUAAAUCCAUACUUGCAGUUUUCUACGUAUAUUUAUGUCAAAUGUGCAAAAUUUCUACCGAAUUUAAUAAUAGCAACGGCCAAUAAAUGAAUGUAAAUGCAGUAAUAAGUUUUCAGUCUGUCGAAUUAAAUCUGUACAAAACGAA
Molecule: messenger RNA, 2952 nt
Organism: Ostrinia nubilalis (European corn borer)
Lineage: Eukaryota; Metazoa; Arthropoda; Insecta; Lepidoptera; Crambidae
Gene: eEF5
Product: eukaryotic translation initiation factor 5A
Exons: 4
Coding region: 144-626 (160 amino acids)
Biological process (GO): translational elongation; positive regulation of translational termination; positive regulation of translational elongation
Molecular function (GO): ribosome binding; RNA binding; translation elongation factor activity
Source: RefSeq, a predicted model, not a curated record